AUGGGUACUGAGGACAGUGCCAAUCUGUAUGCAGGACCUGGCACUCGGCCUGGCCUCGUUGGUGCGUCCCUGGCCGCACCGCCCGAGGGGCCGCCGGACCACCGGACCGCGCCGCGGGGGAAGCAGCACUCAGCCCCGCCUCGUCCCGCCCCCGGUGCCGCCGUGACCCCGCGGCUGAUCGCUUCCAGGGCGGCCCCGGCUCACGGUUUGAACAUGCGGGAGCGGCUGCUGGUGCUGCUGUGCGCGCUGGCGCGGCGGCGGGGGGCAGCGCAGCCUGCGGCCAUGGCCGGGGCCGGGGCCUGGAACGGGCCGCAGCGGCGCGCCUGGCUCCGGCACUACUACAGCCAGCGGCAGAAGCGGCUCAUGACGCUUCUGAUCGCUCGUCGGAGGAGAACCAGCUGCUACUUCUACCCCCGUGCCUGGCCUAGCAUCAGGAGCACAGACUGGUGGGAGCAGGUGGUCCUGAAGGAAUUUGGGCCCCAGGAGUGGCUGGAGAAGUUUCGGAUGUCCAAGGAGACAUUCUUCUAUGUCUGCAACCAGCUGCGGCCUGGGCUGACUCCACACAGUUCCCACUUCCACCCCCCGGCCCUGCCCCUGGAGAAGAGGGUGGCUGUGGCCCUGUGGCACUUGGCCACCAACGUGGAGUACCAGACACUCAGCCCGCUCUUUGGCAUAGGGCCCUCCACGGUGCAGAUGUGUGUCCGGGAGGUGAGUUACGCCAUCGUCUUGCUGCUGAAACCCCUGUACCUCCGGCUGCCCACUGAGAAGGAGCUGGAGAACAUGGUGCGCAUCUUCUGCACCCGCUGGGGCUUCCCGCACUGCAUUGGUGCCCUGGACAGCCUUCACAUUCCCAUCCACCCCCCCCUGCACCUCAGUGCUGACUACUGCAAUGGGCAGGGCUGGCACUCCAUCUUGACACAGGCUACCGUGGAUGGGCUGGGACAGUUCUGGGAUGUCUCCACUGCCUUCCCUGGCAGCAUGGAGAACAGUGCAGUCCUGGAGAGCUCCAGCCUGUGGGUGCUGGCCAAGGAGGGGCGGCUCUGCCCCAACCCUCCCAAGCACUUCAUGGGGAAAGCACAGAAGUAUGUACUGCUAGGUGAUGCCACCUACCCUUUGCAAGACUGGAUCCUCAAGCCCUACCAAGAGGAUGAGACCCUCACCCAGCGGCAGCUGCAGUUCAACUACCGCCUGAAGCGGGCACACAGCGUGAUCGAGAAUGCCUUCCUGCGCCUAAAGGCACGCUGGCAGAUCCUCCUGAAGUGUGAUGACUACAGCUUGGAGCUGCUGCCCACCCUUGUCCUUGCCUGCUGCAUCCUGCACAACAUCUGCGAAGCCCACGACAACCCCUUCAAUGAGGAGUGGCUGGAGGGCACUGAGCCAACUGAGCUGCCCAAGCCCUGCCAGCCCGCGCCUGCUGCCAUGGAGGACAGCCAGGCUGAGCAGGUGCGUGAGCUGAUGUGCCAGUACUUCGAGAGCUGUGGGGAGGGCUGAUGAGUCUGGAGGGAGAAGCAUCUCUGCACAUCCUUGUUCACAGGCUUCCCAUGGACUCUGGCAAAUGUUGUCCCAUCAGAGGACUGCACCCUCUCUUUAUUGCUGAAGGCUACCAGCUGCACUGCACCAGCUCUUUCUGGGGUGGGGAGGGGGGUGGCUGCAUCACACCUACGCUGGUUUUCCCAUGGUGGGUUUAGGCAGUGGAACGAUCUUUUCCAGGAUUUGAGCAGUCUAGUGGUGUGUUGUGUGCAUGAGUAAAGUGGGGAUUGGGGCUGA
This is a messenger RNA of Pogoniulus pusillus (Red-fronted tinkerbird), 1767 nucleotides long. RefSeq lists its product as uncharacterized. The record is from RefSeq and is a predicted model, not a curated record. The coding region runs from base 1 to 1491 and encodes 496 amino acids. Lineage: Eukaryota; Metazoa; Chordata; Aves; Piciformes; Lybiidae. The transcript has 3 exons.